CAGCUGUUGGGUCUGUUUUUUUUUUGGGAGUGAUGCUAGUCGGUCAACACGUGGGGAGUAGAGACUGACUUUCCAAAGAGGACACGUUAGAGAAAGCCCAACUAGCAGUAGAGCUCUCACCGUGGCGGCGCCGUGGAACCUAAAAUACUAUGCACAAAGCUUUCAUUUCCUAGUCCUGGAACUACAAAUUACUACAAUUACCAUUUUGGCCAAUUCUCAGUAUUUAGGUUUGGGAUUGGGAUCUGACAUCUCCACUCCUAUGUAUCCUGCUGUUAUAAAAGCCUACCUAAGACUCACAAUCUUGCUGUGUAGCUGCUAGUGUCCUGAGGAAAUGCCGCUGAGGUUUCGCGCGGUUGUACCCUACACGCUUCCCGGAGUACUCGCACUUAUCGGCUGGUGGUGGUACAUCUCGCGGAAGAAAGAGCGGCUCAUCAGUCUUGGCAACCCAGAGGAGGCUCCGACUGACAUAGGCCUUCGAACAUCUCCAGCAGAGGGUAGCAAUGGUUUGAUUGAAAAAGGCACUGUGUCCCCCACAAAUGACACAGAAUGCCCAACCCACAGACCCCCAAAGGUCACUGACAAGAAAAGCGAUCCUGAGAACAUUUCCUUAAUCCAUGUCCUGGACAGCAAAGCAUCACCUUUCCCAGAACUAAAUUCUGGAGAAGCCGCCUCUCUUCUUGGCAGAAUAAGGGGAGAGGAAGUCCAUAAUGCCUGUGUCUUGCCGGAACCAGCAUUUGGCAAAGGCGACAGCCUGCAGGUGUCUUGGAAAGACCAUAAAGACCAAGAGAAAAGCUCAUCACUUGGUUUGGUAACAGAGUUGGAGAUACACCAGCUCAAUGAUCCAGCCUCUGCUCCAGAAGCCUCGGUAGAGGAGGAGGUCUUGCCUUGCCGGUCUAAUGAGGUCACCAGCUGCCCCCCCACAACAGCCUACCUGUCUGAUGCAGAGAGGCCUGAGCCAGAGGGAGAAGUUGCAAAGUACCACAGCACUAUUAAUGCCCAAGAUGAGAUCAUUGUUUGUGCAGUCACCCCAGCCAAAGUGCAGAGAGGGAUCCGAUCAGAAGCUGACAAUCUAGAAACGCCAUCGGCGCAGGAUCUUCAUCAACCUAUUCUAACGAGCACACCUGCAGAUACGGAUCCAACCUCCAUAGCCUCGACCAUUGCACAAGACUCCAUCACCUCAUCAGUGAGCCGAGGGGACAUCCAAAUACACAGCAGCAGUGAAGAGGAGCAGGAUCUUGAGCGUCUGGCAGCUGGACUCAUAUGUGGGGUCAUUUCGGCAGCCACCCAGGAGGUCCUUGGGGUUAACAUGUGCCAGGUCACAGACAACAGCCAGCCCAGCUGCAGCAGCAGCACACCACUGGCUAGCAGCAGACAACACUCCAAACAGGAGCCAAUCAUAACUGCACAGCAGGACCACCAUCAUCUACUGACAAGCUCCUCGCAGAUCAGCUGUGAGUCUCGAGAGGCAACAGAGCAAGAACAGCUAGGAAUGACUAAUGGAUGCUCCUCAGCUCCCUUAUGGGAGACCGAUGAGAUCAGGCAAAGGGUUCAUCAGACAAACACUCAGACAGGCCACUGGCCAACCCCAUCGCAGGAAGAAGCACAGAGUGUGCCACUGCUAAACACGCAACUGAAAGGUGAUGAAGUAGCCGUGCUGGCCGAGGACUCAGCCUGCAGCACAUGCCACUCUGAGGAUGGCAUCAGCAGCGAGGAUCUUCAAAACAGCAUGUUCGAUAACCAAAUGGAUGUAAUCCAAGUGACAGACUUGUCAGCAAGAGAAGCCACACAGCCUGGGUCGCUGGUUGAGACUGCCACAGACCCAUCAGUUUUGGACGUGACUGAAGAAAACUCUGUAGAUGCUGCAUGUGAAAUAAAGAGACUCAACGGAAUGGGCCUGAGGAAUGGAGCUCAUGGGACAUGUGAGGUGGAGACGGACCAGUCGGGAGGCUCUGAUGUGAAUAGUAUGGACUCAAUGGACAGUGGCUGCACUAUGGGUACUGGGGAAAGCCAGAGCAACCACGCUGUCCCCUCGGGCUCUGAGCUCAUCAUCUGGGAGAUCGAGGUGCCAAAGCAACUUGUCGGGCGGUUAAUCGGCAAGCAGGGAAGAUUCGUCAGCUUCAUCAAGCAAAACUCUGGUGCAAAGAUCUACAUCUCCACCCUGCCUUACACCCAGGACUUCCAGAUCUGUCACAUAGAGGGUACGCAGCAGCAGGUGGACAAAGCCCUGUCGUUGAUUGGGAAGAAGUUCAAAGAUCUGGACUUAACAAACCUAUAUGCACCUCCAGUGCCCCAACUCGCAUUGCCAUCACUUCCUAUGACCUCCUGGCUCCUGCUCCCCAGUGGAGUGACAGUUGAAGUGAUAGUGGUGAACAUCGUGUCAGCCGGCCACAUCUUUGUCCAGCAGCACACGCACCCCACCUUCCACGCCCUGCGAAGCCUCGACCAGCAGAUGUUCCUCUGCUACUCCCAGCCCGGCACCCCGGCCCUGCCCUCACCUGCUGAAGUUGGUGUGAUCUGUGCAGCUCCGGCGGUGGAAGGUGCCUGGUGGAGAGCCCAGGUCAUCACCUUCUAUAAAGAAACCAAUGAGGUGGAGAUUAGAUAUGUGGAUUACGGAGGCUACGACAGAGUGAAAAUCGACUCACUACGACAAAUAAGGUCUGAUUUUGUAACACUACCAUUUCAAGGUGCCGAAGUGCUGCUCGACAGCAUCGCCCCGAUUCCAGGAGAGGAUCGUUUUUCACCAGAGGCGACAUCGGCGUUGGAGGAGCUGACCAGAGGAGUGGCGCUGCUUGCACAGGUAUCGAACUAUGACAACAACACAGGCCUCCCGCUGGUCCACCUGUGGAAUAUGGUCGGAGAGGAGGUGAUUUCAGUGAACCGUACCCUGGCAGAGAGAGGCCUGGGUUCUUGGGUGGAGGGAUUUUGAACUCCUAACAUGCUCUGACCUCGACACCUCCAACUGCACCCCCCCAGUCUCUCGUGGUCAGCAAUCUGGGAUCCUGACCCGUGCCCCCAGCCCUACCACUGGAUCUAAGAAGAUUGUUCUUCUCGACUUUCUUUCAUCAUUUUUGUUUUUGUUUUCUUUUGUUGUGGUUGUCAUCGUUACCCUCCCUCAUUCCUUUUGAAAAGAAAAUGUAAAGAUUGUUUGCAGGCAUACUCUAAAAGAACCCAGCACUGCUUUAAAAUGAGACAACGUCCCCCUCUUGUACUUGUACAAAAAGAACUCCAAGAAGGAAAGGGAAGAGGUACUUGGGAAUUUUUUUUUAAAGAAAAAUCUAUAUUAUAACUAAAUAAAGGUGCAGAAAAUAUUUUUUCCUCCUCCAUCCUACCUUCAUUUUUGCUCUGGGCCUUUGCACUUUGACUGUGGAUCAUCAUGCUGUGUGGAAGGACUGGCGCCUCCAUCAGACUAUGUAGAGUGAGUUUCACUGACACAUCGGCUAGAGUCGCCUGUAGGGCUUUGCUUUUCAAACUUGACUCAGCAGAUGUUGUGGUCAGAGAGUCGCCUGGAUAGAAUGUGGGGGGGCAGAGAAACUGAGACUGUUGACCCUGGUGGAGCACAGAGCACCCAGCUGGUCUGUUCAGCCCUGUGGCCUCAUGAGACAUGGACUUCUCUGGGGUCUCCCUCCAGAGCUACAGCACCUCCAGCUCGUAUAGAAGAGCGAGCUGGUUGCCUCUGCUCUACGACUCUCCACCAACUUUCACUGCGUUAAAGAAGAACCAGGAAUUUCAAGCACCCAGACAACAAGCAGUUGAAUAGCUUUUCCCAGUGGAACUUGGAAAGUUGGGCAAUAGUUCUCAAAGUCAUUAUUUCCAAGGUGCAUUUUUCUAACUGCCUGUUCAAGGCGACAUCCAGCUGAUACGCUUCUUUGUGUUGGGCCUGUUUUACUUUUGUUCUAUUUUUAAAAACUGACUUUACUGUAAACACUUAUUACAAUAUUGUAGUGGCUCUAAGUCCUAACAUUGAGUGUCCCCAAAGUCCUGAGACCUGAUGAUACACACUCACUGAGCACUUUAUUAGGAACAGCUGCCUAUUCACGCUGCGAUCUGAGGAACAAUCCAUAGUCAUGGAGACACAGGUCAGACGCUUCAGUUAAAUGUUCAGUGCGUAGAAUUUAGUGACAUCUAGUGGUGAAGGUGCAUUUUGCAGCUGAAAAGUCCUCACUUCACCCUCCCCUCCAAAACAUGAGAACAUGUGGUAGUUUGUCCAGUUUGGACGACCGUAGAAAAAUAACAUGGCGGCCUCCAUAGAGAUGACCUGCUCCUGUUGUACAUAUAAAGUAUUUAAAUAUAAAAGUCCCAUUCUGAAUUAAAGAAAAUAAACUUAUCAAAUUUAGAUGAACAUACACUAUUGAAAACAUCCCUAGGAUUAUUUAUAUUAAAUUCCUGCCAAUCGAUCCCAUUCACCUGAAUCCUACACACUGAACUUUUUUAUGUUCACAACAGAGUGACUAAAAAAACAGAUCCCUGGGAUUGUUGGGGCCAGAUCUGCUGGUUUGAAUAUUUCUGAACCCUCUGAUCUCCUGAGAUUCUCAGUUUCUUGUGUCCAAAUUGAGCCCAACAAUAUCCAGUGAAUAGCAGCUCUGUAUUUUCUAAGAGGUCACACACACACCUGAAUGUUUCAGUGGUGAACCGUCGCCUCCUGUUCACUUCCAAUCUGUGUGAGCAAAGAGGUGACUGAAUUACUUCCUCUAGCGAGGCAGAUUGCAGCAUGGCUUCCUGUGGACAACUUUGACCCGCGAUACGUUUGUCCGUGCCAUCUGUGUGGUGUUCCCAACAAAGUGCUCAGUGAAUUUAUAUACAGUACAUUAGUGCACAAGAUAUUUCUAUGGAGAUAAAAACACAAUCUGAAUAAUGUUGCACUCCCAUUCAAAAUUUAGUAGAUGUUCUGCAACUACUUCACGUCCCCAGGUUUAAUCCUAAUUCCAAAGAAAGUGGACUGUGUCAGCUGGUUGCUGCAUUAAUACAUUAUAUUAGUGAUUAAUGUGACGUAAUGGCAGACUGCUGCUGUUACUGUGACUUCAAUAAGGGACCCAUGAAAAAGGAAGUGUCACUGUUGCCCUCACUGUAGACUUGCUGCGUCCUAUGGCACAUUUUAAACUUAUCAAUGCUCGACACUGACAGUUUUCAUCAGGCUGAUGCCUGUGUUCACUAGCAGAGCAGAGCCUUGUUCUUCACAUGUGGACAACAGUUAACUUUAUCUUUCAAUUCUUCAGAGCAUCACGUCCUCAAGGCCAAACCUGAGGAAUGCUGAGCUGGUGUAGUGAAGCAUUAACAUUAGUGAUCCUGGAUAGAAAGUAUCAUGAAGCUGAUCUUCAGCUGACCCUUAACUCUGGGUUUUUCACUCCCGCUGUCAGCGUUAUUCAUGUGGAAGUUCAUCAUCAGAGACAUUGGCUUCUUGAGGUGAAUGUUUUUAAUUUGAACAAAAUGCAAGAGCAGAAAGAAGUAUCGAAAUAUUCUUAUUACAGAUGUGAAUUCAUAGGUUAAAGAAGAACUUUUUUUUGCCUUUCAACAUAAAGAGCAAUCAUCUGUUUCCCCUUUCUCUGGAGAUGGGACAUCAUUCUCAGAUGUUACACAUGAGAAUUUAACAGUAAUCUGUCUGACCUAAAGGAUGCUCUUGUGAUUUAAUAGGAGCUAAUUAAGAGCAUGUGGAUUUCUUUGUCUAAUAGACAGUGAGUAGGAAAGGCCUUGACUGCCGUCCACUUCAGGCAGAACAAGUCAUUAUUAAUAUCUGUGCAGCUUGUGGUACCAUGGUAAUAUAUCCCAGUUAACUGUGAGCCAGAUUUGUGAUGCACAAAAAUGUGAAUAACAAUUUGAGAGGAAAAAAAUGGGAUCAAACCAAGUCUGCUGAUUGAGAAACAGGAUGACUUCAGAUUGUUGACAUCUUGUUGAGGGGAGUUUUACAAAAGAGACUCAGGGGUUAUUGUUCACAGAUUAGUUACCAGGUUAAUGAUCUAGUAAACACGACAUGUUCAGAUGAAGAACGAGUUAAAACGUUAAGAGGGGGUUGAUGAGGACGAGGCCACGCUGGUGAUGUGAGGAUCCAUGAUAACUUUGGCUUUAAGAACCGGAUCUAGACGUGCUGAUGCUGCUCACCGAACCCCUGGAUUAGUUUAUCCACAUGUGAAGAACAGGGUCCUGCUGCGCUGGGAGCAUUUUACCACGGGUUUUAACUUCUAUCUCUUCAACUGUCUUUUCACUAUUGUAGACAUUUGUUUAUUUUUGUCAGACAUGUUUAUUCAGUAUCAUGCAGUCCGACCUUCCCUGUGUUUGCACGUAUAUACUAACAAUCGACUCAGCUGGACGUGGCUGAGUGAAGAAGGGAUUCCUUUCCACAUUAUGACUCUAAUUCUAAAUAACGUUGGAUCUACAUAUGUCAUAGUUUUAAUGAGGUUUUUCAGUGGAAAAAAAUGUUAUUCUAGCAAUAAGGCAGCUUUAUUUGGACUAUUUGAAGGACAGAAUGUUGGGGGGGGGGGGGGUAUUAACUGUUUAAAUAUCUGACACUCAUGUCUAGAAGGAUAACCGCUGUCAACGGUAACACACUGUAAGGUAAUCUACACUUGUUCAGUUCAAUAAUUUAUCUCAGGAAUGGUUAAUAGGGUGAUGAAAGCAACAUGCACGAGGGCAGCUGAUGGUGGAUUGUGCUAGAAAACAUUGGAUAGUGACGUGCAGUAAGUGGGUCGUCAGUGUGUGUGUUGACCUCCUGAUGAAGGUCAACACACGUCGGUGCUGGGAUCGGAGCAGUAGCCAUAUUGUCUGUCCCUGGCCUGUGUGCAUCCUUCCUGUUUCACAUGGACUCUGCUCCUCUCUCUCUCUCCUUUUUUUAAACAACUGUUUAAAAUAACCCCUCAUCCAUCCCACCGCUGCCCCCUGCUGCCCAUAGACCCUGUAGACUAGUGUUAAUUUCUUUGUAUAUAAGAUAUUGGACUGUACUUUUCUAUAACACUGGAGAGAACAAGCUAUAAAGGGAACAUUUUUUUCGUUUGGUCUGCUCUAGUUCAUCCCCCCGCCUCCUCAAUCAACUCACUCACUGUUGUCACGCCGUGGGACUGAUUUGUAAGUGUUUGCACAGCUAGACAAGUCAUCAUUUGAUUAUUUAAAUGGAUGUUAAGCUGUCGUUGCCUAAAAGCAUUUAACAUGUACAGAUCAGGUUUUUUUGCUAGGCCCAUCUUUAAGUUUGAUUUGCUGAUUGUACAGAUCUAUUAGGGAGAAAAAAAUAAAAGUUAUUGAAAGUG
Pleuronectes platessa (European plaice) is the source of this 7232-nucleotide messenger RNA. RefSeq names its product A kinase (PRKA) anchor protein 1b (gene akap1b). Bases 332 to 2926 code for a protein of 864 amino acids. NCBI's taxonomy places the organism in Eukaryota, Metazoa, Chordata, Actinopteri, Pleuronectiformes, Pleuronectidae. The record is from RefSeq and is a predicted model, not a curated record. Gene Ontology annotation, molecular function: RNA binding. The transcript has 12 exons.